GCAUGCGCUGCUGAUGAACACUGACUCACUGACUCAGAUCAGCUGCUCGGUGAAGAACAGAACAGCUCUACUGAGACCUCCAGACCUCCUCUCUCUGUCUCUCUACCGGAGCACCGGAGGACAACCGGAGGACAACCGGAGGACAACCGGAGAGUCUUGAUGUCUUCUCAGAUCUUCUGCUGCGCGUGAACCGGACGGCCGCUGACAUGACGUCAUACCUGCAGAUCGCUGAUGAUGAGAAAGGUCUGGAGCUGGAUCUGUUCUGCGUCCCCAGACAUUAUGAGAACGACCUGGACAGAGUGAUCAUCCCUCAUGGACUCAUCAUGGACAGGACAGAGCGUCUGGCCCGUGACAUAAUCCGAGACAUGGGGGGACACCACAUCGUGGCUCUGUGCGUGCUCAAAGGAGGCUACAAGUUCUUCGCAGACCUGCUGGACUACAUUAAAGCUCUGAACCAGAACAACGAUAAAUCAGUGCCCCUCACGGUGGACUUCAUCAGAGUGAAGAGCUACUGCAAUGACAAAUCAACAAACAAUGUCCGAGUCAUCGGAGGAGACGAGCUGUCCAAUCUCUCAGGAAAGAACGUGUUGAUCGUAGAGGACAUUGUGGAGACAGGAAGGACGAUGCAGACGCUCCUCUCCCUGCUGAGUGAAUGCAACCCCAAGAUGGUUAAAGUGGUGAGCCUUCUAGUGAAGAGGACCCCGAGGAGCUCCGGGUACAGACCAGACUACAUUGGUUUUGAGGUGCCGGAUGCCUUCCUGGUGGGCUACGCUCUGGACUACAACGAGUACUUCAGAGAUCUCAGUCACAUCUGUAUCCUGAACGAGGAAGCCAAGGAGAAGUACCGAGUGUGAUCAGAUGAAGAGCUGCUGAGGCGAUGAAGACUAGGAUGAAGACUAGGACCACUGUGAUGCUCCUCCGAAGCUUUGCUGUGUUUUUCAAUCUUAUUUAUUUUUCUAUAUAAAACCCACACAAUGUGACUGGUGGGUUGUAAAUAACUUCCAAGAACAUUUACUUUCUCCCCUGUAGAAUAAGUGGGAUCAAUUCUGUACAUUAUGAAUAUUUUGGUUGUUAAGUUUUAAUUUAUUUGUAUAGACUUUAUCUAUAAAUUUCAGUUUUCUGUUGGAAAUAGAAAGAAGACUUGUUGAGGUGUCUCCGGCUGCUUUCUGUUCAGUGAGCUGUCAGUCACAUUAAACAGAUUCAACGGGUUUCUGUUGGACUCAGAAUGCAGAUGUUGUCCUCAUUAUGCUCAUUAUGCUCAUUCUGCCAUAACAUGACUGACUGAAUGUACUGAAUGUUUUAUUUCCUAUCUGAUGUUUUCAUGGAGGACCUGUUUACAGCAAUAUAAUAUAAAUCUAUAAAUCUCCUUCAAACCUUCA
Molecule: messenger RNA, 1379 nt
Organism: Sebastes umbrosus (honeycomb rockfish)
Lineage: Eukaryota; Metazoa; Chordata; Actinopteri; Perciformes; Sebastidae
Gene: hprt1l
Product: hypoxanthine phosphoribosyltransferase 1, like
Exons: 10
Coding region: 207-854 (215 amino acids)
Biological process (GO): GMP salvage; guanine salvage; IMP salvage
Molecular function (GO): magnesium ion binding; hypoxanthine phosphoribosyltransferase activity
Source: RefSeq, a predicted model, not a curated record